CCAAUUUCCACAUAGCCAAGAGUCUUCUUAUAUAUGCUUAAUUUUCCUUUGUUCUCUCUAUAUUAAUAUUGCAUUGUGUUUGAGUUUUAUCUAUUUGAAGCCAGCUAGCGAGCAUGGACGUGAUCACAAGCAUGGUAGCUGAAAAGCCGGUGGUGAUAUUCAGCAAGAGCACAUGUUGCUUGAGCCACUCCAUGACAUCACUGAUACGUAGCUUUGGCGCAAACCCCACCGUUCAUGAGCUCGAUGAAAUGGCGAAUGGCCAGCAGAUUGAGAGUGCAUUGCUUCACAUGGGGUGCCAGCCAAGUGUUCCUGCUGUGUUCAUAGGACAACGAUUCAUAGGUGGUUCUAAGAAAAUCAUGAGCCUACAUGUCAGGAAUGAAUUAGUUCCAUUGCUCAAAAACGCAGGGGCUAUAUGGAUUUAACUCAUUUAAGACCAAAGUGAUGAUUUCUAUAACCAAGAUUAUAGUAGUUGCGUACGUUUUAGAACAGAAUAAGAUGGUUUUGUAGUCCUGGUAUACGUGGUUACGCUGGUGUUUUAAAGUAUAUACUAUAUACUAUGCGGCCUAAACUUUUACUUUGUACUUCUCCCUUUCUUUUCUUUUCUCUUCUCUUCAAGUGAAUGCAUAGUAUGAAAUAUGAAUGAUGCAGAUUGCAGAAUGAGUAACAUGCAUGAAUACUUAUUUUUUGGUAGGGUAUACCUCCUGA
Messenger RNA from Glycine soja, 705 nucleotides. Its product is annotated as monothiol glutaredoxin-S6-like. The transcript has a single exon. The record is from RefSeq and is a predicted model, not a curated record. Lineage: Eukaryota; Viridiplantae; Streptophyta; Magnoliopsida; Fabales; Fabaceae. The coding region runs from base 114 to 422 and encodes 102 amino acids.